Molecule: messenger RNA, 1014 nt
Organism: Aedes albopictus (Asian tiger mosquito)
Lineage: Eukaryota; Metazoa; Arthropoda; Insecta; Diptera; Culicidae
Exons: 1
Coding region: 71-832 (253 amino acids)
Cellular component (GO): extracellular region
Molecular function (GO): chitin binding
Source: RefSeq, a predicted model, not a curated record
GGUAGUAAAAUUACGUUAUAUUGAAUCGAGCAGUGGUCCCCGGAGUUGUGUGCAGAAGAAAAGAGUAAAAAUGAAAUUUUUAAUUUUGCUAUUAGCAUGUGUUGUGUCUUUAAGUGCGUCCAAUCCCAUAUGGACACCCGAGAGAUGCCCAGUGAAUGAAAAUCCAAAUAACCCAACCCAGCUUCCACACGAAACGGAUUGCUGCUUAUUCUACACAUGCAGUGCGGGUUGGGCUUACUUGAAGUCAUGCCCGACGAAUCAGCACUUCGCCCCUGCGUUGCAGCGAUGUGAAUUCCCAGGAACAGCUAAAUGUACGCUGCCUGUGUCGUCUUGUACCGCGAGUCCUGCAACGACAACUACUCUGGCUCCGGCUACAACCGUAGCUCCUACCCCUGCCCCAACUACUGCCCCAACUCCUGCCCCAACUACUGCCCCAACUCCUACCCCAACCCCUAGCCCCACGACUGUUGAGUCGCCAUCAGAAUCAACUAGUACAGCUGUUCCAGAAGCACCCACUCCAACACCAGAAGUGCCAUCGGCACCAACUCCAGGACCAACUACAGCACCAACUGCGGCACCAACAACCGCGGCACCGGCAAUCACAUCUACCGUAACCAUCUCCACCACCGUAGCUCCAGAAGUGACGACCAUACCUACUGCCCCAACGCCUACACAAACUAUUCCCACGGCACCGACUCCUGGGUCAACUCCCAUUGCUUCAACAACCACCGUCACCCCAUUGCCCGAAGUGCCGACGGCUGAAACUGUAGGACCACCAACGGCUGAAACAAUAAUGGAAUUCAUCACGAGAAGCAUCGAUUCAGACUUCUAAGCCAAUAUCAUUCGCCGAGAACCUGUUCUAUUCCUAAUAUAUUCAUUGUAUUGCAAGCAAAAAAGAAGCAGAUGAUUUUGAAGAAUAUGAAAGCAAUCAUUAGUAACAGCUAACAGCAAUUAACUACAGUGACAUUGAAGCUCAAAUAAACCCACUGAUAUAGUGACGAUUAUAAUGUUGAA